Molecule: messenger RNA, 1015 nt
Organism: Vanessa tameamea
Lineage: Eukaryota; Metazoa; Arthropoda; Insecta; Lepidoptera; Nymphalidae
Gene: Lectin-22c
Product: lectin-22C
Exons: 7
Coding region: 39-971 (310 amino acids)
Molecular function (GO): signaling receptor activity
Source: RefSeq, a predicted model, not a curated record
CAUUAUCUUUGUCACUCCGCUUUGGACUCAGUGUCGUUAUGUUGCUGUUGACGUAUUUACUUAUAUUUGGAUUUAUAUCUUGUCUAGAUGGAAAAUUCAGAUGUGACUAUAAAUAUUUUAAUGAAACUGAGGGCUACUUAAAACUACACAGGGUGCCGGCCAAUUGGCACGAGGCCAGACUGCGAUGCCAUCUUGAAGGUGCGAAAUUAGCGUCCCCCCUUAAUGAAAAACUGAAAUCUGCAAUGAAAGAUCUGAUGAAACAAGAAAAUACACUGAAAUGUAUCUUCACUGGAAUACAUAGCAUUUUCUCGAGAGGCGAUUUCCAUUCUGUUGAAGGCGUGCCUUUAUCAAAGAUUCCACACAAUUGGGCAGAGGAUGAACCCGAUAAUUAUGAAGAUAAUGAAAGCUGUCUCCUGAUGUUAUCGACCGGAUUGUUAGCUGAUGUUAAUUGUUCUGAACCCUUGCCUUAUAUGUGUUACAAGAAAAUCACGAAACGUUUACAUCUUAAUAGUUGCGGAACUAUCGAUCCUGAGUACCAAUUAGACCCUAGAACUGGAAGCUGUUAUAAGUUUCAUAGAGUUCCUCGGACAUGGUCACGUGCUUACAUGACCUGCACCGCUGAAGGAGGCCACUUAGCGAUUAUCAACAGCGAAACCGAAGCUCAGGUGAUUAAAGAUAUUUUUGCCAAAAACCCUGGUAGUUCCAUGGUAGGUAAUUUCUGGAAAGAUGUAGCUUUUAUGGGAUUCCAUGAUUGGGGAGAACACGGAGAAUUUUUGACGCUUGAGGGUCACACACUUCUAGAGGCUGGCUAUGAUAAGUUUUCACCCGGAGAGCCUAAUAACGCAACUACGGGGGAAUUCUGCGGUGCAGUCUAUCGUAAUGGGAUGCUCGAUGAUUUGUGGUGUGAGAACAAGUACGCGUUCAUCUGUGAGAAGGAUGUAGAUAGUCUUUUAUGUGAAAUGGAUGACUAAAUUGCUUAUUAUUUCAAAUGUCAAUAAAGUUUUGCUUAAAUAUA